AUCGGCGUUGAUCGGCGCUGGUGCAUCGUGUCGAAGUGUCGGGACGAACGAGCACAGAGCGGCGGUAUCAAGUCGAGGGCAAAUUCGCGAGCCGAAACGUUGUUAGACAUGUAGCUAGCCAGAAUCGGUCAGGCUUAUCUCGUGGCUUUUUAGCAUAGAGAACCGGUUCGAUUUAGUGACGUUGUAACAAACGAGCCCCCGUUCGUUCCAUGACUUCCCCACUCAAUCAUACGUGAGUAAACGCACUUGGCAUCUUAUUUUUGCACAUACGCACGAUGCGGGACACGCUCGACGGGGCUGGUGCCACCGUCUCGAGAGAGAUGCUGCGAUUCUAUUCACGCCAACGAGGAUUCCCGACGUUAGCAGAAAAUGACAGUAUUAGAAACAGAGGAAGACGCAGAUAAACGCUCGGUUCCUCCUAGAAAGAAGUUCUGCCUGUCCCUGUCGGGUCGCGGACGUGUGAUUACCAACGUCGCCCCGCAGCCCCCUCGUUCAUCUGCGAGAGGGGGCCUCCUGGAUACACCAGACUUUACAUUCAGUACAAGCAAGAUGUUGAAUGGCUACCGCAGUCAGCUGAGCAACCAUCAGGAUGGAAAUUAUGACAUGUCUGGUGGUAGCAAUACAGAAGGCUUGAAGAUAGCCACUCUAUGCAAUCUAGGAAAUACUUGCUUCCUCAACAGUGUAUUAUAUACUUUAAGAUUCGCGCCUUCUUUCCUGCACAAUUUGCAUCAUUUAGCUACUGAUUUAUCUAACUUGAAUGACAAGCAAUUACAAGCAAAAGCCAAAUCCUCUUCGUUAGGUAGAACCGGUGUAUCAUUAACGUCGAGCAGCAGUCGUAGUUGGAGCAGUAAAGAUCUGUUAGCACUAGCUGGACCAACAGGGGAAGCCAACAAGCCUCGUAUUCAGAUAGCCACUGAAAAGUUGCACGAGCUCUUUAUGGCACUGCGAGCAUCGGAGGCGCGGGAAAAUAGUGAACCUUAUCAGCCAGAUGCCUUUUUGCAAGCUCUUAGGGAAGUAAACCCAAUAUUCGAAGGAAAUCAACAGCAGGAUGCUCACGAACUUUUGGUCUGCUUACUCGACAACAUUAGAGAGACCUUCCAGUUAUUAGUUAGACAUAGAGAGAGCCAAUUUGGUCAGAGCAACGGUGGCAUUCCCGACUUUACUCCGGACCAGUCGACGGAUACACAGUCAGAGAGCAGCAGUACUGGUAAGAGAAGCAUUCGUAAGUCAAGGAAGAAGAAGAAGAUUAUGACCAGGGGCAGCUCGGUGUCUCUCGCACAGCCGAGCGUAAACGGCGUCGCGACAUCCGCGAUGAGACCGUACGAGAACGGUCUCCACUUGGAGUUUGCUGAGAGUAACGGCGAGAUAGGCACGCGCAAGCUGGAAAGUAAAAAAUGUUUUAUUUCCGAGGAUUUUGAGGGAAUUAGUUUGCUGCGGACGACGUGCCUCGAGUGCGAAUACGUCACAGAACGGAAAGAAACGUUCUGUGAUAUUUGCGUACCCAUCGACAUUGACCGCUCGAACGAGAAAGAUGACGACGGCCGCUCGGUGGAUAGCAGCGAAGUGUAUAAACGUGCUGUAGUAACAAGUGAGCUUCUUUGGGGUAGAGACAAGUACUGGUGCGCACGUUGCCUACGAUAUAACGAGGCUCGCAGAGCUGUGUGUUUCCCCUCCUUACCGAGACUCCUUAUUUUGCAGUUAAAGAGAUUUUCCACUGCCGCUGGUUCGAUGGAGAAGAUUAACAAUCACAUGCCGACGCCGCUCACCUUGCAAUGUUUCUGCGAGGAGUGUAGCAACGAUCAGACGCGUGGACCAACGACCGGCGGCAGCGGCGGCAGCAGCGGUGGCGGUGGCGGCGCAGAAUCUGCGCGACACGUGUACAAAUUGUAUUCGGUCAUAAUGCAUCAGGGUGCGACGAUGACCGCCGGUCACUACGUUGCUUACGCGCGUCUACCGGACGAGUCUGCAUAUGCGGAAUACUACCAGUGUGAUCGCGAUAACAAGCGGCCGAAUUCAGCUCAGAGCACCGCGAGCACGAACUCGUCGUCUUCCACGUCCGAUAAGUCGUCGUCGAGUAUAUUCAAGUACUUUAGGAGUAAGCCCAGCGUGAGCGAGAACAAGGAGCAGGUGGUGAAGGUCGGAUGUCGCAGCAUGGACUGCUGCGGCAUCAGACGCAACAAGCAGGGCGUCACCUGGCUGGAGUGCGAUGACGAGGCGGUACACGUGAUCCCGUUGCGCGAGCUCGAGGACAAAUUGGCGCCCAAUCCGCGCAAUUCAGCCACCCCCUAUCUCCUGUUCUACGUGAGGUCGACGACGUAAGGAGCCGGCUGGCUACCUUGUCGAAAAUGUAUAUCAAAAAUGUCUCCUCCCUCCCCCCGACCUCCCUCAUCCUUUCGAGACUUGAAGCGAUGUAGCAGUAUAACUGUAAAACGGACCUCGUUCUUCUCGUUCAUUCACACCCCUCUGCUUCGUCGCCGCAUUCUCGUUACUUCUCGUCCUUCUGCUCCUCAACAACUGUGCUGUGAUGUACCGCACACAUUCCAGGUCUGUGUACUUCUUCCUGUGUACGAACGUGCCGCACAAGAGCGAUUUAGACGUGCGAGCGUGAGUAUAAUUUCAUAGGAAAUAAAAACUCCUUAUUGCAAACGA
This is a messenger RNA of Harpegnathos saltator (Jerdon's jumping ant), 2649 nucleotides long. RefSeq names its product ubiquitin specific protease 1 (gene Usp1). The record is from RefSeq and is a predicted model, not a curated record. Lineage: Eukaryota; Metazoa; Arthropoda; Insecta; Hymenoptera; Formicidae. Gene Ontology annotation, cellular component: cytosol; nucleus. The transcript is spliced from 7 exons. Bases 370 to 2319 code for a protein of 649 amino acids. Gene Ontology annotation, biological process: protein deubiquitination. Gene Ontology annotation, molecular function: cysteine-type deubiquitinase activity.